Messenger RNA from Nilaparvata lugens (brown planthopper), 5750 nucleotides. RefSeq names its product insulinoma-associated protein 1-like. The record is from RefSeq and is a predicted model, not a curated record. The transcript has 3 exons. Gene Ontology annotation, biological process: regulation of cell cycle process; neuron differentiation; negative regulation of transcription by RNA polymerase II. Lineage: Eukaryota; Metazoa; Arthropoda; Insecta; Hemiptera; Delphacidae. The coding region runs from base 70 to 954 and encodes 294 amino acids. Gene Ontology annotation, cellular component: nucleus; transcription repressor complex. Gene Ontology annotation, molecular function: DNA-binding transcription repressor activity, RNA polymerase II-specific; RNA polymerase II cis-regulatory region sequence-specific DNA binding.
CCCGGGGUUGAGAGGGCGCAUUCGGUGUGUGAGCAGGCCAGUGUGGCCGAGCCGCUCUUGCGAUGAGUUAUGCCGCAGCACGGCUUCCUGGCUCGCAACCGGCUGGACAUGAGUUCGAGCGCCUUUCACCCUGUAGUGCCCGGGUUCUGGUUCGAUCCUCGCGUCUACCUCUACGCCGAUCCACCGCCGCUCGAUCUCUCCAUCAAGAGCAACCACACGCCGAUCACGCCACCGUCCACUCCUUCGCCGAGCACUCCCCCCAGGAAGCGCACCUACAGCGAGGACUCCGCCGACCAUGGAGGCGACGCCGCUAGAGAGCCGGUGCCUCUUGUCGUCUCACACUUCAACGAUGAUGUUGUCAAGUCGCCAUUCAAAAAGCACAAGGCCGUUCGCAAAUUGGACUUCGACGAAGACAACACUUCACCAGUGUCCGGCACUAUUAUAAGACAGCUGAGGGAUGACGAACCUCCACUGGUGGUGCGAAAGGGUGACAUUGACCCGGCCUUCAACGUGGUGGAGGUGACGGAGGAGGCCAAAGCAGAGCUGGCCAAGAUAGAGAACCGCAUCGGCGACUACAUCUGUCGCCUCUGCAAGGAGAUGUACGAGGAUGCGUUCGGCCUCGCCCAGCACCGCUGCUCUCGCAUCGUGCAUGUCGAGUACCGCUGUCCUGAGUGUGAUAAGGUGUUCAACUGUCCCGCCAAUCUGGCGUCACACAGGAGGUGGCACAGACCACGCCAGCCGCCCGCAGUCAAGCGCCCCCAGGAGGCGGCCGACGGGGGACCUGGAGGCGGUGACCUGCCCUGCCCCGUCUGCCACAAGCUGUUCCGGCGUCAGGCGUACCUGCGCAAACAUUUGGCCACGCAUCAGCAGACGCAUGCCACACAUCAGUCGCAUGCCACUUCGGUCGAGUGGCAUGCGCAUGUAGCAACAGGUCAGUCCGCCACCGUCACAUAGCAUCGGCCCAGCGACGGAGUGGCACCACGAAGACACUCCGUCGGCUUCUCCAUUGUCGAUCUCAUCUGAAUCAUCCAUCAUUUCACAUCUAUCAGGAACUACUUCAUCUAGUCGAACCAUCUAGUCAUUAUUCAUCAUUUCCCGAAUCUAUCAGGAAUUAUUUCAUCUAGUCAAACCAUCUAGUCAUUAUAUACAUCAUUAUUUCUCAUCUAUGAGCGAUCUCCACGGAACUAUUUCAUCUAGUCGAGAAAACUAGUCAUUAUAUUCCCAAGUUAUAGUCUAAUGUCGAUCUCAUUUGAACUUCUAUCUGUAUUAUAUAGUCGAGGCAUCUAGUCAUUUAUAAUUUUAUAAAGUUUAUAUCUAAAAUCUAGUCAGAGAUUAUCUAGUCAAUACUUUGCAUUGGUCGCACUCGAAAUGGACGGAAACGAAUUGAGAUUAUAAUAGCUUAGAGGAUAGCUUCAGGUUGACCUAACCUAACCCCAAACUUAACCUAAAAUAUAUGUAGAUAAUCCAACCCAAUAUCCUUCUUACCUAAACAUUACCUUAAUUCAAUUGACUUAGUCACGAUUUUUCUCAACCAUGGAAGAAGGAAUAAGUACCGUACAUUCUUUCAUUAUUCCAUGAUUUCAACUUGUAUCUAACCUAACCUUAACCCAACCUCACCUGUCUCAAUAAGCUUGUUCAAAGAGUCAAUCUGUUCCUGUUCGAGUACGUUCAUUGUAAUUAUAUUAUGUUCUAAUUUCUAGUCAGCUAUUAUAAUCUAGUCGAUCUAGUCUAUCUGUUCAAAGAUUCUGGUCAGAACUCUAGUCAUUAUUUCAUUUUAUGGAUCUCAAGUUCUAGUCAGAUAUAGAGGCAUAUAUAGUCAUAAUAGUUUUUUCAAACACAAUGGACAACGUUUAAGUUUCAAUACUUGCUUUUUUAUUUUUGAAAUUGAAUAGGAUUAAAAGUGUCAACAAAAGUUAUUAAAUUGUCAUCAAUAAAACAUGUCUGCAGCAUCUCAUGCAUCUCCAAGUAGUAAUUUAUUUCCAUUGUCAGUUGGGUAAAUUGGUAAAAUUUCUGUUGAAUACCUACCUAUGAUUUCAAAAGAAUAUGUAAAAUAAUUAAGCCAUAGUAUAUAUAUUGUAUAUAUAUAGUAUAAUAUCAAUUUUUCUGAUUAUUCCAGAUGAGAUUGGAAUUUUAUAUUCAUUAAUACUCACAUCACUUUAUAGUUAGUAGUUUAAAUUAAUUUAUUAAUUAAAUUAUUAUUUAUUAAUUAAAUUAUUAUUUAUUAAUUAAAUUAAAUUAAUAAUUCAUCAACUUUGGCUCAAUAGAAACCUACAUACAUAUAAUGUAGCCCCUGAACAUAGGUACAUAUGAAUCAUGCCUAUAAAUUCAUUUUGAAAAUAUUUUUUUUGCAAACUUCAUUGUAUAAUCAGCUUAAUGUUUUUCAAAGAUGUUUUAAAAUUAUAAACACAAAAAUUAACAAAAUAUAGUUUUUCCAACCCUUAUUUAUAUUUUUCAAAUUGAUAAGAUAUUGCUGAAAUGCUGCUUAAUGACUCAUGAAUGAACCAGCCCUUCUUUUCCUAUAAUGAAGGCAUCAACUCUUCCUAAUUUCACCUUGUAAAUUGAUCUCGAAAGUAUUCUAGUCACAUGGAAGAUCAAAUCUCCCUUAUCUACUGGAAUAUUUGACUAUACUAGUCAAACGUUGUCUUGCGAAUGUUCCAGUGAUGGAUUGGACAAAUUUUUCAAACGUCAUUUUUCUGUUCAUUAUUUUUAGGUUUAAUAUAUCCAUCUUAUAUUGUUGUCCAUUGUGUUCCAGAUGAAUGAAGUUCAUUAAUCUAACUUUAUCAUAAAUAAUCCAACUUGAUUUUAUUCUAUUAGGUAUAUUAUUUUAGAAAAUACGGAAUCUAGUCAUGAUCAAAAACAUUUUGUAACAAAUUUAUUCUAGUCAGGAUUUAAUUUUAGUCAUGGAAACAUAAUUUCAAAUCUAGUCAGUAAUCUAGUCAUUCCCAAAAAAUUAUAUUCAUGAAUUUCAAGACUGUAUUCCGCCAAAAUAGGUUGAGUAAGUGGAGCGCGUGAGUGAGUGUGUGAAUGUUUAUGAGUGUUAGUGGCAAGUUUGCGUGUUCAUUCCUCUUUAGUUUUGAGAACGAUUUUAUCAAAUUUUCAACUCAGUCGUGUGAAACUUGCAGAAUUCGGUUAAAUGAAACACUAAUACGAUAAAGCGAUCGUGAAAAUGCACCACUUUUUAAUCUCCUAAUAUUCUUUAUUCCAUCUGAUAAGUAUUUUAAUUAAAUCUAAAAGGUCAUCAAUGAUUAGUAGCAGGAGUUCUCCGCUUAGGAUCCGAUUCAAUGUGACACAUUUUUAAUUAACAGAGACGAAUAUACGCAAAACUGAUAACUUAUAUUUCAAAAUCCUGAUCUAUUGAUUAACAUGAUUUCGAUUUAAUUCCAUUACAUUACGUUUCAGUAUUAACGUUUUGAUUCAUCAGACUUCUACUCAAAUUCUAUUUUGUUUCAACAUUCUACUGCAAGUUUCACACUCGUUUGAAAAUUCAUUCUAUCUGAUCUAGUCAUAACUAUUAAUAUUUCUAUCUAGUAUGAAAAUCUAGUCAAAAUCAUCGAUUGAAUCUCAAUAGUAUUCUAGUCAUCAUUUCACAGUAUUAUUAAGAAUAUUAAUAUCAUUCGGUGAAAUUUCUUAGGGUAAGAUUUUCAUAGAUGCUUGAGAAAUCUAUAUAAUACUGAACAGUAUGAAUUGGUUGAUACAUAUUUAGGGAAGCUAAUAAUGUCUUGAUGGUUUUAAAGAUUAUAAGGAUAAUAGAACACAUAUUUCAACAGAAUAAAUCAACUGUAACAGAAAUGAAAUAAUUCUCAAUCUAUUCAAAAUUAUUUGUAAAAGUCAACGGAAAUCGAACUAACUUGAUUGAAAUUGAAUCAACUGAAAUAUAUCCCAAGUACCGAAAGGUUUUUCUGAUCUCUCUUUUUAAAAGUCUCCUAUAAUCUCAGUCUCAGCCCCAGUUCAAAGUAUCCUAUAAUCUGUUUCUAUUAGUAUUGUCAUGAAUCACAGAAAUCUAUCAAUUAUUGUAAUAUUAUUCAAAUGAGUCGCAAAAUAAGCAUAAAAAAUGUAUACUCGAAUUUUAUUGAUUGUGAUAUUAAUUUAUGUAUAAGAGAUCAUAGUAUGAAUCUAUAAUCUGAUAGUAUAAUAUAUAUAUAAAUAAUGUAUAUGAAAAUAAUCUCUUAUAUCCCAGCUAGUCGGUUUAUAAGAGAUGUAGGCUAUUUAGAGUUUUAGUGUAGUAUAUUUAAGAGGGACUGACGAGCCAAGUAAGGAGAGAAUAUAUUAUAUUAGUCUUAUAAGAGAGAUUAUAUUUGAUGCAAAAUGACUGUUCACUGUGUAAUUGAUAAAAAUAAGAAUGUCAGAAAAAUGAAGAUUCAAAAUAUACAGAUAAUAUUUCUACAUAUAGCCUACAUUAUACAUAUACAUAUAAUAUUUCUAAUAAUAAGUUAUCAACAAUAACUGUAAAUCCACAUAAUGUAUUGGCCCCUGGAGUACAGUAGUAUAGUAAUAAAUCAAUCUCCAUACCCGAUUUUUAGCUUUAUUUUCAAUUAUGGUUUAGUAAAAUUAUUCCUACAAUAAGUUAAAAUGUUUAAAUUUAAAUGGUAACUCCCCUACAAUCAACUUAGCCUACAAUUAUUCAACAGACAGUAUGCAUAUCGGACAGUGAACAGUCAUUGAUAGUAGUUGGUAUAUUAUUUUCAGAUUAUAUUUUAUUUUUUUAGUCUAGUCAAUUAUUGUAAGUCAUGCUCCCUGAGCUGAUCGAGUGCAUUCUAGUCAAAGAGUAGCCCACCACAGACAAAGUUAUUUGGCUGAUUCUACAAAUUCUUAUUCAAAUAUCGAAUUGGUUGAUCAACUUACCUCAUUGAAAUUCAAAAAAAUAUAGAUUUUCCUCUCAAUUCUAAUAGUUUAUCCAAUUAAUUAGACAAUGUAACUUACUUCUAUUACGACAUUAAAAUAAAAAAAAACAAAUCCUAUAAGUAAAUUAACUUGAAUCAUUCAACUCAAUAUCUUGAAUUUGGAGUAGUAUUUGACGCCAUCUUAAUUAUUCUGAAUGAUCUCCGUCUGUGGUUUUAGUUUCUAGUCCAUAUUAGUCAUUUUGAUUUAGUAUUCCUCUUAGUAGUUUUUUCCAAUUACAAGUGUAUUUUUUGUCAAUUAUUGUAUUUUAGUAUUGUAUUCAUUCUCUUAAUCACAUUCAACUUUUUUAUUAAAUAAGAAUCUGAUCAAUUAUUUCACUUUUCGAUAAUCUAGUCUUUUAGUAGUCUUAAGUUUAAUUUAAUUUUUCAUCACAUUAUAAUAAAUUAUUCAAUAAUAGGGUUAAGAGAUUAAGUUCAUCCUUUUAAUUAUAAGUUCAAAUAUUUAAGUUAUGGGAUAUACUGUAUAUUUAAAAAUGUAGAUAGAAUGUAUAUUAAUGUAAAAUAGUUCUAAUAAAUGUAAAGUUCUGAAUGUUACUUCAUGUACAUGUUGAUUUGUAUGUUGAUGAACGUUAACUGUUAAUCGUAUAGGAACUCUAUUACUCGAUUUUUUCAAACUUUUUGAAUCAGUGAAGAAAUACUGUAAAAUAUAGUUUCGAAAAAGUUCUUAUUAGUUAGAAGUGUCAUCAUUAUAUCAUAGAUUCAUUAUUUUUUUCAUUCACAAUGUUUUUCUUAGACACGUUUUUCUUUUUCCAUUAUGCUGGGUUUUACAACUUGAUGCAAAAAGGUUCAUUUGUAAGUGAUUUUUGUAACUGACGUUUGGAUUGAAAAUAAAAGUUGAUUUAUGCAAAUUAG